Paramisgurnus dabryanus is the source of this 6783-nucleotide messenger RNA. The record is from RefSeq and is a predicted model, not a curated record. Lineage: Eukaryota; Metazoa; Chordata; Actinopteri; Cypriniformes; Cobitidae.
UCCUACCCUGUCCUUCUCGCUCUCCCUCUCUCCCAUUUAUUUCGGAGAAAACAUGAAGGAAAAGAGGAGGGAAUUCCAGCGGGGACCAAAGUCAACUGGAAGUUUCUCAUGAGCUGAAAUCUCAUCCUUACCAAGCGGAUGGAAGAACAGGAAGGAAAAUAUCAAUUCAAGUCCACGAUAAGGGCUUAAAUGAAUAAACAAUCGCCAAACUCAUAAACUGCGCUCGUGAAUGCGUUGACAGUCGGGCUCGCGUGCGCUGAGCCAGCCGGGACUCGAGACUUUGGGUCCGGUUCUGACCGUCUCAUUAAGGGAUCCGGCCACUGAAGGUCAGAGACUUCCAACCGAGAGCAGAGGCGUCGCCACCCGUCGAUUCAGCAAGCAUGGCCGGGGCAAAACCGGGAGUACACGCGUUACAGCUCAAACCGGUGUCCGUCCACGAGAUGCUUAAAGAGGGGAGCAAGUUUAUCAAAUGGGACGAGGACACCAACAGUCAAAUGGCCCUUGUCACCCUCAAAGUGGACCCAGAUGGAUUCUUCCUGUACUGGUCUGAUGGGACCAAAAUGGAAGUGGAAGUCCUGGACAUCAGUCAAAUCAGGGACACCAGGAUAGGAAAAUAUGCCAAGAUGCCAAAGGAUGCACGUUCGCGUGAGCAAUUGGGUGUUAAAACAGAAGAAUUGCUGACCAUUGUCCAUGGCAAUGACUUGGUCAACAUCUCCUUCCUUAACUUCCAGGCUGUGCAGGAUGGGUGUGCCAAGGUGUGGGCUGAAGAGCUGUUUAAACUUGCCACAAACAUAUUGUCCCAGAAUGCUUCCCGCAACACCUUCUUAUUCAAAGUUUAUACAAAGCUAAAGCUGCAGGUAAACCAGGAUGGAAAAAUCCCAGUAAAGAAUAUCGUGAAAAUGUUCUCGGAUAAGAAGCGUGUGGAGAUGGCGCUGGAACACUGCGGCCUUGUCAAUAAUAAGGUGGAGAGUUUAAAGCCAGACGACUUCACGUGGGAAAAGUUCCAGAAAUUUCUCAACAAACUGUGUCCCAGAUCAGAGGUGGAACGCAUCCUAGUUCAACUUGGUUCUAAAGGGAAGCCCUUCCUGUCUCUGGAUCAGUUAAUGAACUUUAUAAACAUCACGCAGAGAGACUCUCGAUUAAAUGAGGUUCUUUACCCUCCGCUCAAGCGAGAACAGGUCCGCCAGCUCAUGGAGAGAUACGAGACCAACACCAGCCAGCUGGAGAGAGAUCAGAUCUCCGUGAUGGCCUUCACAAAGUUUCUUGGUAGUGAGGAGAACUCUUUGGUUCCUCCUGAGAGGCUGGAUAUCAUUGAUGACAUGAACCAACCCUUGUCCCACUAUUUCAUCAACUCUUCACACAACACCUACCUUACAGUGGGUCAGUUGACGGGUCUGUCGUCAGUAGAGAUGUACCGGCAGGUGUUGCUGACCGGGUGCCGCUGUAUAGAACUGGACUGCUGGAAGGGCAAACCACCUGAAGAAGAGCCAAUCAUCACGCACGGCUUCACCAUGACAACUGAGAUUCCAUUCAAGGAAGUCAUUGAGGCUAUUGCAGAAAGUGCUUUUAAAACGUCCCAGUACCCUCUCAUACUCUCCUUUGAGAAUCAUGUGGACUCAGCGAGGCAACAGGCUAAAAUGGCCGAGUACUGCCGCUCCAUGUUUGGGGAUGCGCUGCUAACUGAACCUUUGGAGAAAUAUCCGUUGGUUGCCGGUCAACAAUUGCCCACCCCUCAGGAGCUGAUGGGGAAAAUUCUCAUCAAGAACAAGAAGAAACAUCAACACAGGGCCUCUAAUGGAGGCAGCAUCAAACGAAAAGACGGGACGUUUGAUCAGUCCUCACCUUUAAAUGGUUUUUGUUUAGAUUGUCCAUUGUCUGAUGGGGAGGUAGGCCAGGCCCUGUCCAAUGGGGGUGAGAAGCUUGCAGAGAGGAUGACAAAAGAACUUAAUACCAGCAAAUCAAUUGAUCGGGGGGAUGGAGAGAGUGAAGAAGAGGAGGAAGAGGAGCCGAUUCCAGAUCCAAAGAAACACAGCACUGAUGAGGGUACUGCAUACAGUGAGGUAAACGCUACAGAGGAGAUGUCCACAUUGGUUAACUACAUUGAACCAGUCAAAUUCAAAACCUUUGAGCUGGCAAGCAAAAGGAAUAAAUAUUUUGAGAUGUCUUCUUUUGUGGAGACCAAAGGUCUGGACGCUUUGAAAAACUCUCCGACCGAGUUUGUAGAAUACAAUAAAAAGCAGUUGAGUCGAAUCUACCCCAAAGGGACUCGGGUUGAUUCCAGUAAUUAUAUGCCUCAGCUCUUCUGGAACGUGGGCUGCCAGAUGGUUGCGCUAAACUUCCAGACCCUAGACCUGCCGAUGCAGCUGAACAUGGGGGUGUUUGAAUAUAAUGGCCACUGUGGUUAUCUGCUAAAGCCAGAGUUCAUGAGACGCACCGACAAACACUUUGACCCCUUCACUCAGGACAUCGUGGAUGGGAUCGUAGCAAACACGGUCGAGAUCAAGGUUAUCUCAGGUCAGUUUCUGAGCGAUAAGAAGGUUGGUGUUUAUGUGGAGGUGGACAUGUUUGGACUUCCUGCGGACACUAAAAGGAAAUUCCGAACGAAAACAUCUAGCAACAAUUCUCUCGACCCAGAAUGGGAAGAGGAGUCCUUUGUGUUUAACAAGGUGGUGUUGCCCACCCUGGCAUCCCUCAGAGUAGCAGUGUAUGAGGAAAAUGGGAAGUUUCUCGGCCAUCGCAUCUUGCCUGUAUCGGCGUUGCGCCCAGGCUAUCACUACAUCUGUCUGAAGAAUGAGCUGAACCAGCCCCUCAUGUUGCCCUCUUUACUCUUGUACACAGAUGCCAAGGAUUACAUCCCCAAUGAGCAUCAAAAGUACGCUGAAGCUCUGACAAACCCCAUUAAACAUCUCUCUGAGCUGGCUCAGAGGGAAGAGCAACUUCUUGCACUUAUAGAGGACCACACAGAGAUCCGCUCUGCUAAACAAGAGGAAAAAGACAAGAUUGAUUGCAUUCCCAACACUUUCUCUAUUGACCCUGUCUGCUCACUGCCAACUCCAGCACUUCCUCCUGUAGAGGUCACGGUCCCACCAUCAUCAGGCCUAAAAGGAGAUGUGAUCAACACUAUUCUUAAAGAAAUCAGACCUCAGUCCAUUGAAGAGUUCAAACAGCACAACUCCUACCUGAAGUUGUUAAAGAAGCAAUCCAAAGAACUCAAGGAACUACGAAAGAAACAUCUCAAAAAGGUAUGGGCUGUCAGUAAGGAAUUGAGGAAACGAAAUCAGACGGAGAAACGUCUGCCCUCCAGUCUUAAGAAAAAGGGAGUAGAGGAGACGGUCCCGAACGAUCAGAAACACACGGAGCCGUUUAAAGAACACCAGGUGCAAGAACUUCUCGAUCUCAGACAGACACAACAUCAGAUAGAGACUGAGACUAAACACAACCAUCUUGUAGAGGCCUAUCAGAAACUGAGGGAAAUUGCCCAAGACUGUCAAAAUUCCCAGAUUAAGAAACUCAAGGACGUGUGUGACAAAGAGAAGAAAGAGCUACAGAAGAUUCAAGAAAGGAAAAGGCUGAACAGCAUCACUGAGGCCAAAAAGGGGGAUAAAGAAAAGGCAGAGAUCAAGGAUCUGAAUGAAAUCAAUAAAAAACACAUCGCAGAGUCUGUCAGCUUAAUCCGUCAGCUGGAAGCAUCUCAAGAAAAACGUCAUGAAAAGCUAAAAGCCCUUCACAAGGACAUCCUGCAAAAAAUUGAGGAUGAGAUCCCCCAGAGUCAGGCCCGUCUAAACCGCGACUGCGAGGCGGAGCUAAGAUGUUUGCGGGAGGAAAUCUCUUGGUUCCUACGGGAGGAGCUAGAGAUCAAAGGCAGUCGUAAAGACGCCCUCAAUAAUGACAGCUCUGGCUCCGGCCCACCGUCCAAUUGCAGCACGCCACCCUACUCCUCCCCAAAUCACAGCUAUAGCAACGUGCUGGAAUCGGCCUCCUCAAACAGCCCUGUCAAAUCCGGCAAAGAUACUACUGGAGUGUACUAGGGAUGCUACGUUAAUUUGUUUUAUUACCACUUCCCACCGAUCCUAUCUCACCUCAGUGAAAUAGAAGAAUAGAUAUAGUAUUAUCAGUUUUAAUUUUUUUUUGCAAAUACCUGGUCUGUGUGAAUUGUAAUUCAUCAUCUUUUUACUUUAUUCUUCUUUUUUUUUUUAAACCAAAGUCUUGUUUUAAUCCAGAAUUACGAUGGAUUUUAUCUACAUUAGCUUUAAAUAUGUGGGCUCUCGUACGUGCCGUGCGGGACACCUGUGGAAACAGGAGGAGGCGGUACACCUUUGACUCGGUUCUCUAUUUAUUUCUGAUGUAUAUUGUGCACUGUGGAGCUUUAAGCGUAGUGCUUCGUGUUGCCCUGAAGAGGGCAGUGUAAAUUUGGCAUUAGCUCACUGGUGAAUUUCGGGCUGUGAUGCUAAUGCCCUAAUCUGAAUGGUACGUGUUUACAAGAUGGACUGUUGCAUGCUCCCAACAAUAAUUAGUUUCUUAUAUUGUAUCUUAAUAGAAGUUAAAACACCCCUGACGUGUGAAUGCAUCCUUCAGAAGAGAGAAAGUCAAUUACCCGGUCCUGAUUACUUUGUGUACACAUUAAGUGCCUCGUUUCUACUUCUCUUGAACUCCCUCACCCAGAUUAUGCUUUCUAAAUCCUGUAAUCCUGGUAUCUCUCGGUUGCUUGGCUUAAUCUAAUCGAUUAUAAUCCUGUCUCUGUAAUUGUCAGUGAUGCCACACGUCACGCUCCCUCAAAUGCAGUGAUUUCUAGGGAACCUGGACUUUUUUCUGUGCCGCACCAAUUUUUCACAUUUUAAAUCCGAUUGAGUCACGGUUCGGGUGUAAUUCCUGGUUAUAUCCCUUCUAUGGACGAACACAAACAUGCCUUUAUACUAACCCCCCCCCCCCUCUCCGGCUUAAUCGGGUCUAUACUGAAUCAUAACAUGUUGCAUAAUAUACAGCGAAGCAGAGCAUACGAGAUGAGAUUUUAAUGUGAGAUUGACUACUGCUUAGCUCCGGGUCUUUUUUAAUCCAUUAAAAUGCAUGGAUUUUGCUUUCUCUUACUGUAAUCUGUUCUUCUUUGCUUUAAUACAUUCGAUUCCAUCAGUUUUCAUUCAUCUCUUUCGCAUUCUCUCUUUGUCUGUGUGUGUCUAUCUCUGAAAUUUUGACAUGCAUACAGUGCUCGCUCGCUCCGCCAGCUUGAACGUUCUGCUCUGACUCACAGCAGGGCUCCCGUCAGCGUUCUGGCCCGAUCUAGCGUGCAUCAUUAUAUUACCAUUGGAUGACGGCGUGCUUGGUGCUUAAUGAUCUUUAUCAAGCACUUUUGAGAAAUACAAGCACUUACAGCACUUACGAAUUUCAAACAAAUACAAAUAUGCAAUGUGGACGUGUACUCUGUGCAUGGAUGGCCUGUAGGCUACUAGAUGUGUUGUGAUGUGGGUCUGUGUAUGUGCGAAUAAGGACAGAAGGAUAAGGGCUGUACUGAGAUGGAAGACACCAUCAUUUACUAAAAUGAGUAAAUGAGUCUUGAGUUUGUUUUGUGUGUGGAUGUGACUCAUCCUAGAGUCUUUUUAAUGUGUAUCCAUGUCAAUAGCUUUAUAACAAUAUGAACAGGGAUUAAGUGUAUGUGCAUGUAAACAGAUCCUCUCUUCAUAGGUCUUUGAAGAGGACAUUACUGUUGUACUGGCCAAUAUCACUCUUUAGUAGGAAAUAUUAAUGUGUGUAUUUUAGCAGAUAUCAGAUGAGUUGUUAUGUAUACCGUAAUUCAUUCCUUUUUUAAGAGGUACAUGAAUUUUACUACUGACUAGUUCAGCUUAAAGUCUUUUUUUUGUGUGUAUUGGUAUUUAUGGGGGAACGUUUUUGGUAUACCAUCUUGGUCUUUCAUUAUGCUCAUAAAAAUUAGAUGCAUGGUUUUUUAAGAGGACCACAAAAUAUUUCAUGGCCUGUAACUUUUAUUUAACAUUUAGACACUUUAUUUUUGUUUAUUUUAUCACCUUUGUAAAAGCGAUUUUCACAUCAUAAAUUUUGUAGGACAUUUAAACGAGGACAUUUCAGCUUUUCUACACUGUAAAAAAGUAGUUGGUUCAAUUUAAAAUUUUAAGGCAAUCUGCUAACUUAGUCUUUUAAGUUAAUUAAACUUAAAUAACAUUUUUGAAUUACCUCAACAUUUUAAGGCAACCAGAUAACGUUUUUUUAAUUUGAACCAACAAAUCUUUAGUAAACAAACAUUUAAUGAGGUCAUUUGUGUGUCUUAAAAUGGGACAGAAUUUUGGUUGCUGUGAUUUUAUUUUAAAAUGCAUUGGAAAUUUGUCCUUCAAUUAUAGUUGUGCAUGGUUGGUGGUUAAAGACAUUUGCAUGCUAAUUCAAGUCUAUAAUCAGAAAUCCUCAGGGGAGAUCAGAGUUGUGUGGAUCAAAUCACAGCUUUACACUCUGUGUUCAUUAUAUAUGUGGGCCCAAAAUCUAACUUCGACCUGAUGGUGAUGUUCGUACCGAAAGCUAUGAUUACUUAAGGGAGAAUAUAUGCUUACACAAGGGCUAACUUCUGCUGCCUCAGUUACAGCUUUUACCAAGUACAUAUGUCAAUGCUCUUUCUACAUCUGUCUCUUUAUCUAUCACCUUCCUGAAACACUUUUGUUAACACUGUAUGUAGAUAUUGUACUGGUCUGCCUUGUUAAAGGGAAAAUUCUUACUCUGGAUGUAAUUUUUAUUGCCUUGAUAAAUAAUAUAACUGUACAUUCAAUAAAUGCAGAACAUUGUCAAAAA